UACAAUCUUAAUGUGCAUAAAAGAUCUCACACAGGGGAGAAGCCGUAUUCCUGUCCUGAGUGCGGGAAAUGUUUUUCACAGAAGUCCCAUCUCUACAAACAUCAGAGAUCUCACACGGGGGAGAGGCCAUUUUCCUGUCCUGAGUGUGGAAAAUGUUUUUCAGAGAUGUCUAGUGUUUACAGACAUCAGAGAUCUCACACAGGGGAGAAGCCGUAUUCCUGUCCUGAGUGCGGGAAAUGUUUUUCACAGAAGUCACAUCUUUCCACACAUCAGAGAUCUCACACGGGGGAAAAGCCGUAUUCCUGUCCUGAGUGUGGGAAAUGUUUUUCAGAUAAGUCCAGUCUUUCCACACAUCAGAGAUCUCACACGGGGGAGAAACCGUAUUCCUGUACUGAGUGUGGGAAAUGUUUUUCACAGAAGUCACAUCUUUCCACACAUCAGAGAUCUCACACAAGGCAGAAGCCGUAUUGCUGUCCUGAGUGCGGGAAAUGUUUUUCAGUAAAGUUCAGUCUUUACACACAUCAGAGAUCUCACACGGAGGAGAAGCCGUAUUGCUGUCCUGAGUGUGGGAAAUGUUUUUCAGAUAAGUCCCAUCUUUCCAAACAUCAGAGAUCUCACACGGGGGAGAAGCCGUAUAACUGCCCUGAGUGCGGGAAUUGUUUUUCCGAUAAGUCCAGUCUUUCCACACAUCAGAGAUCUCACACGGGGGAGAAGCCGUAUUCCUGUCCUGAGUGCGGGAAAUGUUUUUCACAGAAGUCCAAUCUUUACACACAUCAGAGAUCUCACUCAGGGGAGAAGCCGUAUUCCUGUCCUGAGUGCAGGAAAUGUUUUUCAGUGAAGUCCAAUCUUUACAAACAUCAAAGAUCUCACACGGGGGAGAAGCCGUAUUCCUGUCCUGAGUGUAGGAAAUGUUAUUCACAGAAGUCCAAUCUUUCCAGACAUCAGAGAUCUCACAUGGGGGAGAAGCCGUAUUCCUGUCCUGAGUGUGGAAAAUGUUUUACACAGAAAUCCAGUCUUUCCACACAUCAGAGAUCUCACACUGGGGAGAAG
Messenger RNA from Rana temporaria (common frog), 1050 nucleotides. Its product is annotated as zinc finger protein 182-like. Lineage: Eukaryota; Metazoa; Chordata; Amphibia; Anura; Ranidae. The record is from RefSeq and is a predicted model, not a curated record. The annotation marks the transcript as partial. The transcript is spliced from 2 exons.